AAUGGACUUGAAGAAGGUCGCCGUUGAAAAUCUUCAAAAGUACUUGCGAAUUCCCACCGUUCAUCCCAAUGUCAAUUACGGUCCUGCCGUCAAGUUUCUGGAGUCGCUGGCCGGUGAGCUGGGUUUACCCGUGAAGGUCCUGGAAUAUCACCCGAGCAAUCCCAUCGUGCUUAUAUCGUGGGUCGGUGAGCAACCCAAUCUACCGUCGAUCUUACUUAAUAGUCAUAUGGACACGGUUCCGGUGAACGAGAAAAAAUGGGCGCACAAUCCUUUCGGCGCCGAGAUUGACGAGUAUGGGAAUAUCCACGGGCGCGGAGCCCAAGACUGCAAGGGCAUCGGGAUGAUUUACAUCGAGACGAUACGUCGACUGAAACAAGCAGGCGUGCAGCUAAAGAGAACGGUCCACGUGCUCUUCGUGCCAGACGAAGAGCUCGGGGGAACAAAGGGAAUGGGAGCGUUUACCGGAACCAAGGAGUUUAAGGAGCUCAAUGUUGGUUUCGCCAUCGACGAGGGUUUUGGCGAUGUUGGCAACAAAUUUUUGGCGUCUUACGCCGACAGACUUGGGCGAAAGAUGGUAAUUCAUUGCGAAGGCACUGCAGGUCACGGUUCUCUCCUUCUUCACAACACGGCAGGAGAAAAACUAGCCAAAGUUUUAACAAAAUUUUACAAUGAGCGCAGACAGCAGAAAGAAAAACUCUCAAUUGGCAAAUUAGGUCUUGGAGAGGUGACCUCAAUUAAUCUAACGAAGAUGGAGGGCGGAUUGUCAUCGAACAUCAUCCCCCAAAAGCUCUCCGCCACCAUCGACUGUCGAGUCACUCCCAAAGAUAAUGUUGGGGAAUUCGAAGACAUGAUAAAUCGAUGGUGUCGCGAGGCUGGCGAUGGGGUUACCGUGGAAUACUUGCACAAAUCGGAGUCUGCACCUGCUACAGCACUGAACGAUUCGAACCCCUACUGGGUGGCAUUCGAGGAGACCGUCACCCAACUGGGCAUCCCUUUGGAGACUUGGAUCUAUCCGGCAAGCACCGACGCAAUUCAUUUGCGAGCGGUGGGCGUCUCGACGAUUGGUUUUGUUCCGUUUCGAUACACGCCCUUUUUGAAGCACGCCGAUAACGAGUCCCUCAACGUAAAUACGUUUUUGGAAGCGAUCGACGUUUACACCAAAAUUUUACCGCAGUUAGCUAACGUAUAAGUGCAGUCAAUGGUUACUAAAUUAAACGACUAAUUCAAAUUUGUCUUUGUAUCAGGAGCGCAAGAAGCGGUGGGCUGCUCAAGGUGGACAAUGAAUACGGCAGGUAUUUAAUUCAAUGUGCGACCGGUGGACACGCCCAAGCCGUUUGUCAUAGUCGUUUGCAACGCUACCGGGUUAUAGUUCCCUUUUAUUUAAUUAGCUGAUCGUUCAAACUAAAUUCGCAGUGGGGGGAGCAAUGAAUUACGUUUACCAAGCCGUUCGACCGUUACGAGAGUUUCUCCGAAAUUUACUGUCGUGGACUGUCAAACUUGACAGGACGCGAACGUCGCCGUCCCAGUUCUUCCACGAGUUUUGCGAUGUUUAUAAAAUUAGCCGACAGCCGGUCGUAGCCAAGGGAGGGAUACAGUGGAAGCAUCCCGGAUCGUUGAUCGGACCGCCGAUGGAACGCAAGCGCCCGUUCUGCUUCAGGACGAUUGUUGCCGAACAGAGUGACUCCCACGUGUACAAAGUUCAGGAGCACUUUAUGUGUUUGGGCUCAUCCCUGGGCGAAAAAUCAAAAAAGCUGAAGGGCGACGGUCCCAUUAUAUACAGGGAGCUGCCGAACUCUUCGGAUCUAUUGGCAGAUCUGUACCAGCUGCGACAGGUUGUUUUGGCGCGCACGUCCAUUGUACACGACAAUGGAGAUAAGGGUACUCAAGGGAACAGGAAGUGUAACGUGUACUUAUUUGUCAAUCAACAAUAGAAGUAAU
Photinus pyralis (common eastern firefly) is the source of this 1938-nucleotide messenger RNA. Its product is annotated as aminoacylase-1-like. The record is from RefSeq and is a predicted model, not a curated record. Gene Ontology annotation, cellular component: cytoplasm. Gene Ontology annotation, biological process: amino acid metabolic process. The transcript is spliced from 6 exons. Lineage: Eukaryota; Metazoa; Arthropoda; Insecta; Coleoptera; Lampyridae. Bases 2 to 1189 code for a protein of 395 amino acids. Gene Ontology annotation, molecular function: aminoacylase activity.